CUACCGCGGGCCUAGCGCCGUAGCGCCGGCGCACUGGCGCGCUCCGUUCACACGCUCCGCGGCCUGUAGGCGCCGCGAGUUCCGGCUGUCCCCGUCACCGCCGCUGCUCCUGGAGGUCGGUUGCGACGAGUAACGGCGCCGGGACGAGCUCCGCGCCUUCGUUUCCGAUAUGUACCCGAAUUGGGGCCGGUAUGGCGGGAACAGCCACUAUCCGCCGCCGCCGGUCCCGCCACCGCCGCCGGUGGCGCUUCCUGAGGCCUCGCCGGGGCCCGGGUACUCCAGUUCGACGGCCCCCGCGGCCCCUUCCUCUUCGGGCUUCAUGAGCUUCCGAGAGCAGCACUUGGCGCAGCUCCAGCAGCUGCAGCAGAUGCACCAGGAACAAAUGCAGUGCGUGCUCCAACCCCACCACCUUCCUCCGCCUCCGAUGCCACCCCCGCCGGUGAUGCCGGGGGGCGGCUACGGAGACUGGCAGCCGCCGCCUCCACCGAUGCCCCCGCCACCUGGGCCGGCCAUCAGCUAUCAGAAGCAGCAGCAGUACAAACACCAGAUACUCCACCACCAACGAGAUGGACCUCCUGGUUUGGUUCCAAUGGAGCUGGAGUCCCCUCCUGAAUCUCCCCCUGUACCUCCAGGAGCCUAUAUGCCCCCGUCGCAGACGUACAUGCCUCCACCUCAGCCACCACCCUCGUACUACCCUCCUUCCUCAGCUCAGCCCUACCUGCCUCCCGCUCAGCCGUCCCCUUCACAGUCCCCACCUUCCCAACCCUACCUAGCGCCCACCCCUUCUUAUUCUUCCUCCUCUUCCUCCUCGCAAUCUUAUUUGAGCCAUUCCCAGCCCUACUUACCCCCUUCUCAGGCAUCUCCUUCCCGCUCCUCCCAGGGCCAUUCUAAACCCCAACUACUUCCACCACCGUCCAUCCCUUCUGGGAAUAAAACAACUGUCCAUCAAGAGCCUUUGGAGAGUGGGGCCAAGAACAAGAGUGCUGAACAGAAACAAGCUGCUCCUGAGCCAGAUCCCUCUACAAUGACUCCACAGGAACAGCAACAAUAUUGGUACCGACAGCACCUGCUUAGUUUGCAGCAGAGGACAAAAGUGCAUUUCCCAGGACACAAAAGGGGUCCUGUCACAGCAAAGGAUGUACCAGAAACCAUAAAAGAAGACGUUCCAGUGCCUGCUACCAGUCAAACGGCAGAGCCCCUUUCGGCUGAAGAGCCCCCAUUACCACCUCCAAAUGAAGAGGCACCACCUCCACUCCCACCUGAGGAACCCCAGUCUGAAGACCCAGAAGAGGAUGCUAGGUUAAAACAGUUGCAGGCUGCAGCAGCACACUGGCAACAGCACCAGCAACAUCGAGUUGGCUUUCAGUAUCAGGGAAUAAUGCAGAAGCAUACUCAGUUACAGCAGAUCCUGCAGCAGUACCAGCAAGUCAUCCAGCAUUCACCACAUAUACAGACCAUGUCUCUAGAUGUGCAAUUGCGACAUUAUGAGAUGCAGCAGCAACAGUUUCAACAUCUCUACCAAGAAUGGGAGCGAGAGUUUCAGCUGUGGGAGGAGCAGCUCCAUUCCUAUCCUCAUAAAGAUCAGCUUCAGGAGUAUGAGAAACAGUGGAAAACAUGGCAAGGACACAUGAAAGCCACUCAGACCUAUCUCCAGGAGAAAGUCAGUUCAUUUCAGAAUGUGAAGAACCAGUAUAUGGGGAACAUGUCAAUGCCACCUCCGUUUGUCCCGUAUUCCCAGAUGCCUCCACCUCUACCAACAAUGCCCCCUCCAGUAUUACCUCCAUCACUGCCACCACCAGUGAUGCCCCCUGCUUUACCGACCACCGUACCACCACCUGGCAUGCCCCCACCUGUGAUGCCACCUUCUCUCCCAACCUCUGUGCCCCCACCGGGGAUGCCUCCAUCUCUCUCUUCCGCAGGGCCGCCGCCUCCGGUCCUCCCCCCACCUUCCCUCUCUUCUGGGGCCCCUCCGCCUGUCCUGCCCCUCCCACCAUUAUCCUCAGCCACACCUCCUCCAGGAAUACCUCCCCCUGGAGUUCCACAAGGGAUGCCUCCUCAGUUAACAACAGCCCCAGUUCCACCAGCCUCCGGUUCCCAAAACGCACAGGUCCCAGAGAAAUCUCUACAAGCACUGCAUCCCACACCUAUGUCUUUUGGUUCAAAUCCACCUUCAACCUUUCACCCUCCACCUCAGUCAGAACAAGUGAAUUCCAAACCUCUGAACAAGGCUACUCUGGCAUUCAGUUCGUUCUCAUCCGAGCAAGGACUUGGCGAACCUUCAGCUGCUCCAUCCCAGUCUGUCACUACAGCUAAGGAUAUGCCAGUGAGGUCAGCUGGACCGCCUCCAGAGUCUCCUAGAAGCAAUUUCUUGGAAGGUCCAAGAGGUCCCAGAUUUGAUGGUCCUCGAAGAUUUGAGGAUUUAGGGUCAAGGUGUGAAGGACCGAGACCCAAAGGGCCUCGUUUUGAAGGAAAUCGCCCCGAUGGGCCAAGACCCAGAUAUGAAAGUCACCCAGCAGAGGGCACUAAAAGCAAAUGGGGAAGGAUCCCCCGGGGUCCAGCAUCUCAAUUUUAUAUAACUCCCAAUACAUCCCUAAGCCCUGGACAGAGUGGAUCACAGUGGAAAGGCCCCAAAGCACCUGUUGGACAGCAGCAUCAGCAGCAACCUAAGUCACAAGCAGAACCUCUUUCAGGAAACAAAGAACCAUUAGCAGACACAAGUAGUAACCAGCAGAAGAAUUUUAAAAUGCAAUCAGAUGUAUUUUCCACUGCUGCAGAUGUCAAGGACACCAAGGCGGCUCAGUCAAAUGAGAAUCUAAGCGACUCUCAGCAAGAGCCACCUAAAGGCCAAGUCGCGAAAGGGCCCAUAGAGCCCUCUAAUUGGAACCAGAAUUCUCAAAGUAUGGAGACUGAAAUGGACAAAGCCCAAGGCGUUACUCAGCCUGUAUUCCUUGCCAAUAAACCUGUACCUACUCUAGCUACCUUUUCCUUCAAACUAGAGAACAUUGAGAGAGCAGCAGCAAUAGCAGCAGCAGCAGCAGCAGCCGCGGGGGCGGCUGCAGAUAAUGACUUCAAACCUUUGGGUGUUGGUUUGCCCCACUCAGAGAACAGCCAAGGAAAAGGUCUGCCUCAGCCAGACAGCAGAGAAAAUAGGUUAGAAGGCAAAAGCAGCAGCUCAUCUUACAGAGGUCCUGGGCAAAACAGAGUGGAAGUUACACGGGAUAAAGGACUAAUAAACAGAGGCCGUUGCCAGACAAUUAGUCAGGGCCCGGGGCUGGUCAAGCAAGAAGACUUCCAUGAUAAGAUGAUGGGUAGAAGAGAAGACAGUCAUGAGAAAAUGAACAGAGGAGAAGGCAGUCGGGACAGGGUGUUGGUGAGGCCAGGAAGCAGCCGGAAUAAAGUACCAGGUGGUCCACAAGACAGCCAGGACAGCAGAGCUGGCAGCCGAGAAAGGGGACUACCUCGAAGGGCUGGCAGUCAGGAGAGAGGACCUCCUCGAAGGGCUGGAAGUAGAGAGAGAGUAACCCCCCGAAGAGCUGGGAGCAGAGAGAGGGGACCACCUCGGAGCUCAGGCAGUCGAGAAAGGGGACUAGGGAGGCCAGAUUUUGGUCAUGAUAGAGUUCCAUUCAGGCCGGAACCAGGAGAUAGUGGGGAGAAAAUGUAUCCUUAUCACCGAGAUGAGCCUCCAAGAGCUCCGUGGAACCAUGGAGAAGAGAGAGGACAUGAAGAGUUCCCAUUAGAUGGUAGAAAUGCUCCAAUUGAGCGAAAAAGACUCGAUGACUGGGAUAGAGAGAAAUACUGGAGAGAGUGUGACCGUGACUAUCAAGAUGAUGCACUAGAUCCCUACAGCAGAGAGGACAGACGAGGCCCUUGGUGGGAUGAUUGGGAAAGAGAUCAGGAGAUGGAUGAGGGUUAUGAUAGGGAAAUGGAUAGGGACUUAGACAGAGACAUGGAUCGGAUCAGAAGACCCGUGGAUCUCUAUGAUAGAAGUGUGGAUAAUGAGUGGGACAGAGAUUAUGGGAGACCACUGGAUGAACAAGAAUCACAGUUCCAUGAACGGGAUAUUCCGUCUCUUCCGCCUUUGCCACCCCUCCCACCUCUUCCACCUUUGGAUAGAUACCAGGAUGAUAGAUGGAGAGAAGAAAGAAAUCGAGACCAUGGGUAUGACCGAGAGUUCCGGGAUAGGGGUGAGUUGAGGAUUCGAGAGUAUCCAGAAAGAGGAGAUACAUGGCGGGAAAAGAGAGAUUAUGUUCCUGACAGAAUGGACUGGGAAAGAGAACGGUUAUCAGACAGAUGGUACCCGUCUGAUGUGGAUAGACAUUCCCCCAUGGCGGAACAUAUGCCAUCCUCACAUCAUUCCUCUGAAAUGAUGGGGUCCGAUGCAAAUUUAGACUCUGACCAAGGCCUUGGAGGGGUAAUGGUUCUCAGUCAGAGGCAGCACGAAAUCAUUUUGAAAGCUGCACAGGAAUUGAAAAUGCUUCGAGAACAGAAAGAACAGCUUCAAAAGUUGAAAGACUUUGGGUCUGAGCCACAGAUGGCUGACCAUCCACCACCCCAGGACUCAAGACUACAGAAUGCAUCAAGACCUGGCAUAUAUCCGCCUCCAGGAGCCUAUAGACCACGCCCUCCCAUGAGUAAGCCACCAGGGUCAGUCGUAAGACCCUCUGCUCCACCAGCAAGAUCGUCUGUUCCUAUGACUAGGCCACCUGUGCCAAUACCACCACCGCCUCCUCCGCCUCCACCACCACCUCCUCCUCCCCCAGUUAUAAAGCGAAAAACUUCAUCUAUGAAACAGGAACGCUGGGACGAAGAUUCUUUCUAUGGGCUCUGGGAUACAAAUGUUGAUCAAGGACUGAAUUCAGAAUUUAAGUCAGACACUGCAGCAAUUCAGUCUGCUCCGGUAUUACCACCCCCACCUGUUCAUUCUUCCAUUCCCCCUCCUGGCCCAAUGCCUAUGGGUAUGCCACCAAUGUCCAAACCACCACCAGUGCAGCAUACAGUUGACUAUGGCCAUGGCCGAGAUAUGCCUACUAAUAAAGUUGAACAGAUACCAUAUGGAGAAAGAAUAACUCUACGCCCAGAUCCAUUACCUGAAAGGUCAACUUUUGAUGCAGAGCAUGUAAUCCAGCGUGAUCGCUGUGAUAGAGACAGAGAUCGUGAACCUUAUUUUGACCGUCAAAGUAAUACAGCAGAUCAUCGAGAUUUUAAAAGGGACCGAGAGACACAUCGAGAUAGAGACCGGGAUCGUGUUCUUGACUAUGAGCGGGAUCGAUUUGACAGAGAGCGUAGACCCCGAGAUGACAGGAAUCAGUCAUAUCGAGACAAAAAAGACCAUUCCUCAUCCAGAAGAGGAGGAUUUGAUAGGCCAUCCUAUGACCGGAAGUCUGAUAGACCACCCUAUGAAGGCCCAUCCAUGUUUGGAGGAGAGCGAAGAACUUACCCGGAGGAGCGAAUGCCCCUUCCAGCUCCUUCCCUGGGCCACCAGCCACCUCCAGCUCCACGGGUUGAGAAGAAGCCGGAGUCCAAGAAUGUGGAUGACAUUCUGAAACCACCAGGCCGGGAGAGCAGGCCUGAAAGAAUUGUUGUGAUAAUGAGAGGAUUGCCUGGCAGUGGAAAGACACAUGUUGCAAAACUUAUUCGGGAUAAGGAAGUAGAAUUUGGAGGACCUGCACCCAGGGUUUUAAGUCUAGAUGAUUAUUUCAUCACUGAAGUAGAAAAAGAAGAAAAAGAUCCAGAUUCUGGAAAGAAAGUGAAAAAGAAGGUGAUGGAAUAUGAAUAUGAAGCUGAGAUGGAGGAGACUUACCGCACCAGCAUGUUCAAAACAUUCAAAAAGACUCUGGAUGAUGGCUUUUUCCCUUUCAUCAUUCUGGAUGCUAUCAAUGACAGAGUUAGACAUUUUGACCAGUUUUGGAGUGCAGCAAAAACCAAGGGUUUUGAGGUGUAUUUGGCUGAAAUGAGUGUUGAUAACCAGACUUGUGGCAAGAGAAAUAUUCAUGGAAGAAAGCUUAAAGAAAUAAAUAAGAUGGCUGAUCACUGGGAAACUGCACCUCGUCACAUGAUGCGUCUAGACAUUCGUUCCUUGCUACAAGACGCUGCAAUAGAAGAAGUAGAGAUGGAAGAUUUUGAUGCAAAUAUUGAAGAACAGAAGGAUGAAAAGAAAGAUGCAGAAGAAGAGGAAAGCGAACUGGGUUACAUUCCGAAAAGCAAAUGGGAGAUGGACACUUCUGAGGCAAAGCUAGACAAGUUGGACGGCUUGAGGACCGGCACUAAACGGAAACGUGACUGGGAGGCGAUAGCCAGCAGAAUGGAGGAUUACCUUCAGCUCCCUGAUGACUAUGAAACUCGUGCUUCCGAGCCCGGCAAGAAGAGGGUGAGAUGGGCAGACCUAGAAGAAAAGAAGGAUGCAGAUAGGAAAAGGGCCAUAGGUUUUGUGGUCGGACAGACUGAUUGGGAGAAGAUCACAGAUGAAAGUGGUCACCUGGCUGAAAAAGCCCUCAAUCGAACCAAAUAUAUAUGAGACUUAGUUUGUGAAUGGAGCGUUACUCCUCUAAGGUGGUUCGCUUUGAGGUGACCUGAAGCCAAGGCCUCAUGAAACUUCUUGUUUCCACGUUUCAAUUUUGUUUUGUUUCUACCAGUUUCAUUUUUAAAAGUUCUCCAGUAUCCCCAAGAAAUUUUAGAAUCUUGCUGUACCCAAGCAAGACAUUAAUUUUUCUUUUAAACUAAUUUGGAGAGGGAGGGUUAGCUUAACUGCUGAAGUCAGGUGGGGAUCCACUGGAGGAUUCCAACAGAAUAUUUCCUCCACUGUACACUGUCACAGACUAUCAUCAUUGCUUUGUGGCUGUUUUUGGUUUUUUACUGUAUGUAACUGGUAGCUGAUUGUACUAGGAUUAAAAACAAUAAACUUUCACGAUAAAGCCAA
Messenger RNA from Peromyscus eremicus (cactus mouse), 6916 nucleotides. It is a transcript of the gene Ylpm1, whose product is annotated as YLP motif containing 1. Gene Ontology annotation, cellular component: nucleus. NCBI's taxonomy places the organism in Eukaryota, Metazoa, Chordata, Mammalia, Rodentia, Cricetidae. The transcript has 21 exons. The record is from RefSeq and is a predicted model, not a curated record. The coding region runs from base 170 to 6514 and encodes 2114 amino acids. Gene Ontology annotation, biological process: regulation of telomere maintenance.